CGUACGAAGUUCUACGUUGUUACUAUCUGACCAUAUUUCGAACUACUCUUCGUAGUCUUCAAGGUCAUCCCAAUUUAAAUUAUCCGACUGUCCAAGAUUUAACACCAUAGUGACGUCCAUAUGAAAGUUAGUGGUAUUCGAAUUAAGAAUUCCCGAAAUAGUGCAGUUCAAGGCAUUUGGAACUAAAUGAACACAAAUAAACCAAAUGUAUUCGGAAUUCAUAAUCAGCGAGCAAUCAAGUGUAAACCAAUAACGCAGAUGAUCGGUGUCGAAUAAUUGUGGGCUACUUCAAUUAUGUGGUAGUGCUGUGAACAACCAACUUAUAUCUAAGUCACACUUCGCCGUCAGUACCAAACGUAGAUUUCCUUUUCGUCGUAUCCGAAUAAUAUUGAUGCUUUGAUGACCAUACAACACAAACGACGUUAUUACGGAGAAUAAUUUUUAAGAAUAGGUAUAAGAAACAGAGGGUGAUCACCACCACAUGGGACGGUUCAUGACGUGCAAUUAAUGGGCGCGUGUUGGUUGUUCAUGACGAGUAUCGGUGAUCUGCUCAACAUUCAGUGACCCGAUUGCCGAAUGUUUUGGCAAGAAUCCAGUGACAUUUCACUUGCUCUACACGAAUACAAAGAACUCAUUACUUCAUACAAACACCAAAUUUGAUUCCUGCAUAUGGGUUUUACAUGUUGUCGAUAUCACGGUGUCACUUUAGAAAUUGUCAAGACCGAAGGACUGUAUUGCUUAGCAAGUUUUCACAUAGAUCCCGUUGAAAUACACAAUGAACAGUGAAAAUGUUUUGCAAAAUGAACUAAUUUUGGUGUGUUUAAUCUAAUUAAAUGAUAAAUCUGAUUCCUAAAGCCGACAACAGGAAGAUUUGAGUGGAGCGAUGAUAAAAAUGAACUUGCGUUCAUCAAAUUUACUAAUCAAAAACCACAAAAGUUUAUUUAUUCACAAAAGUAAAAUAUUAGAUAAAUUUUUACGGUGAUGACCAGAAAUCUUUACAAAAGGAGUCAUAUGAAAAUUGCUGAUGAAAUUCGUACGAUAACUAUGAAGGACAUAAAAUCUGUCGCUUUGACAAGACUAAAAGCUUCAGGAAAACAUUUCCAGUAUUCACAACACUUUGUUAAAAUGAUCAAAUCACCAGAAUGUGACAAACUAUUGAUAAGUUUGGCGAAAUAUUUGGAAUGUUAUUUCAAGAUAUUGAAGUUUAAAGAAACAUUUGCCGAUGAAAUAUUAUUACCCAAUAUGAGCCAGUUAAAGGAACAAGAAGAAUUAAAUGAACGAAUAGAUUCAUUAAAAUAUGAUUUCUCACUUGCGUACUCUAAAUUCCUACUACUUGAACGAAGUCUAAUACAUAAUACAUGCCCUAGACCAAUUGAUCCAGUUGCAACUGCAAAAUCAGACCAAAAUUUGUAUGAAACCUUCUUUUGGUUUUUUGUUUUUUGUAUGUGGAUAACAUUUCUACGAACAAGAUUUAAAGAAAUCUGUGCUCAAAUUGGAUGGUUUACAAGAUCGGAAAUGUUCAAUUCUCUUGGACGACAAGGAGCUUCUUAUUUCGGUCAAAAAGAAGAACUCGAUAGUAAGAAUACCAAGAUAUAUCAGACACAAUUACCCCGAGCAUCAAUGCUAAAUAAAUGCUCACCAGCCUUAAGGCUUAUAUUGCCUGGUGCAGAAGAAAAUAUAGCUAAGAUUAACCUGAACAAAACUGAAGAUAAGCAAAGAAAGUUACAUAUAACUGAGAUUAAUGCACAUGAAGAAAAUGAAAAAAUAGGUAUUCUUGGAGACUAUCGACAUUUGUAUAACGAUCAACUUAUACUAAAUAAACAAACUGCUGACAGUGGCCAAGUAAAGCCCGAAGAUGAUAACGUGUAAAUAUAAUGGUCAUAAUAAGGUUUUUACGAUUUUUACUUUAUUUCUAGGAAUAAUGAAGACCAAGAGGAAGAUGAUAAGAAAAGUGUAUAAAUCGGAGUCCAUGUAACUUAAUUGGUGGAGUUUAAAAAGGUUGAAAAUUCCUGUCGCUGGAUCUAACUACCAGUUAUUUGUCUAUAGACAAACACAGAAUUUUAGAAAUAUUAUAUAUUUGUUUUCGAAACUUUUGUGAUUUUUAUUUUUAUUGAUACCUUGAAGUAACUUUUAUAUAAGCUCUAAUUUAA
Molecule: messenger RNA, 2150 nt
Organism: Schistosoma rodhaini
Lineage: Eukaryota; Metazoa; Platyhelminthes; Trematoda; Strigeidida; Schistosomatidae
Source: the annotation of a GenBank genome assembly